AUGGCACCAAUACCGACUAUACAAAAUGGAGCUGAAAGUGAUCGAAUUGUCAGACCACAAGAUCGAAAAUCAGAUAUAAUUUGUCGCGUAAAAUAUUCGAAUAAUCUUCCUGAUAUCCCAUUUGAUUUGAAGUUUUUGGCAUUUCCAUUCGAUUCUGACCGAUUUACACAAUACAAGCCAACUUCUUUGGAAAGAAAUUACAAAUUUGAAGUUCUUUCUGAACAUGAUUUAGGCGUCACAAUUGAUUUAAUCAAUAGGGAUUUAUAUCAACCAGAUCGUAAUGUAUCAAUCCUCGAUCCAGCUGAUGAGAAAUUACUUGAAGAAGAUACACACGCGCCGACUGAUACAACUCGUUCUAGGAAGCAUGCAAAGCCUGUAUCUUGGUUGCGUAAAUCUGAAUAUAUUUCAACUGAACAAACUCGUUUCCAGCCACAAAAUAUGGAAAAAGCAGAAGCUAAAGUCGGUUAUAAUGUCAAGAAUAGUCUGCGUGAAGAUACAUUAUAUAUGGAUAGAGAUCAACAGAUACAAGCUAUUGAGAAGACAUUUGAGGAAAGUAAGCAACCAAUCGAGCAGCAUUAUUGUAAACCAAGUGUCGUUCCAAUUGAAGUUUAUCCAGUCUAUCCAGAUUUUAAGAGUUGGAAAUAUCCAUUUGCUCAAGUCAUUUUCGACGCAGAUCCAUCACCAAGCGGAAAAUCAUUACCAAAUCAAAUAGAAGAAAUGAGUCAAGCAAUGAUUCGUGGUGUUAUGGACGAGUCUGGUGAACAAUUCGUUGCUUACUUCCUUCCAACAGAAGAUACUCUCGAAAAAAGACGUAUUGAUUUCUCAAUGGAACGAUCUUAUGAAGACGAAACUGAAUAUGAGUAUAAAAUGGCACGUGAAUAUAACUGGAAUGUCAAAUCGAAAUUAUCAAAAGGAUACGAGGAAAAUUAUUUCCUUAUUAUUCGCGAGGAUGGCGUUUAUUAUGAUGAACUGGAGACAAGAGUUCGACUCAGCAAGAGACGACAAAAAGUUGGAAAUCAAACUACUAAUACUAAAUUAAUUGUAAAGCAUCGUUCAUUAAAUGCUGCUGAGCAUAAAAUGCAAGUUAUGCGUGAGAAACAAUUGGAACCGACUGGUGAUGAAGACGAAGAAAUGGAGGAACCAGAAGAGGAACCUGAAAUUGUUCCUAGCAAGCAAAUCGAAAAUAGCAGGUCAAAAUCUGGAUCGAGAUCGCGUUCACACUCACGUUCUCGCUCAAAAUCAAGAUCUAGGUCAAGGUCCCCACAUUCUAAAUCGCGAUCCAGAAGCCGCAGCAGAAGUUCAAGUCAAUCAAGUCGCAGUAAGAGUGGAACUCCACAUUCACGACGAUCAGCCAGUCAUAGAAGUGGAUCUGCUGUUUCAAAACGUUCAAGAAGUGGAUCUGCUGUUUCAAAACGAUCAGGCAGCAAUAGAAGUGGAUCUGCUGUUUCAAAACGAUCAGGCAGCAAUAGAAGUGGAUCUGCUGUUUCAAAACGAUCAGGUAGUCACCAAAGUGGUUCUCGUCGUUCAGGCUCGCCUGUAUCUCGUCAAUCAGGAAGUCACAGAAGUGGUUCCGCAAAUUCUAGACGUUCAGGUAGUCACAGUGGUUCUGAUAGCUCUCGUCAUUCAGGCAGUCGUUCAGGAAGUCACAGCGGAAGUGAUUCAGGCUCAAAUUCUGAUUAA
Molecule: messenger RNA, 1680 nt
Organism: Chironomus riparius
Lineage: Eukaryota; Metazoa; Arthropoda; Insecta; Diptera; Chironomidae
Source: the annotation of a GenBank genome assembly